This is a messenger RNA of Mobula hypostoma (lesser devil ray), 1974 nucleotides long. Its product is annotated as 5-hydroxytryptamine receptor 1F-like. Gene Ontology annotation, cellular component: plasma membrane; dendrite. Bases 443 to 1576 code for a protein of 377 amino acids. Lineage: Eukaryota; Metazoa; Chordata; Chondrichthyes; Myliobatiformes; Myliobatidae. The transcript is spliced from 3 exons. Gene Ontology annotation, molecular function: G protein-coupled serotonin receptor activity; neurotransmitter receptor activity. Gene Ontology annotation, biological process: G protein-coupled receptor signaling pathway, coupled to cyclic nucleotide second messenger; adenylate cyclase-inhibiting serotonin receptor signaling pathway; chemical synaptic transmission. The record is from RefSeq and is a predicted model, not a curated record.
UCGGCGCCGUCAAAUCCAGCUAAUUCCUUGCAGUCUCCGUGGAAAAAAAUUCUUGAUGCUUCCUUUGAGAAGACGGCCCAAGAGAUCCAGUCCGGAGAGAAUGCUGAGGAACAGAAAAUAGAAAAGUACCAUCCUUUUCAUGCAUUUAUUCACCCACUAACUGGAACUUCGCCAUAAAAUGAAACACUCGUGUAUACUGUUUAUUCACUGGAAUGUAGCGUCCACAGUACUGCCAUGAAGCCACUCUUUUAAUAGUCGACCACUGUGACAGAACAGAUAACAAGUGCAAAGCAGAGGCAAUCACAAUAGCCAGAGGCAAUGUCUACAGUUAGACUGCAAAACAACUUGCAACAUAUGACACUACUGUGAACACCCGUCAAAACUGCCUGGUGAAAUGAAGGUUCUGUAUUUGUUGUUCCGUACACGAAUCCAGAUUGUAUAAAUGCCACAGGAGCUUCUUGCACAAGUGAACAGGAUGGAUUUGGAAAAUGAGACGUACUCAAACUUUACUUUGGAAGAACUGGCAAAGGGGAAAACGUCCAAGGUGCUGGUGUCACUUUCACUCUCUGUCCUGACCACUCUGACCACAGUCAUUAAUUCCCUGGUGAUAACUGCAAUAAUUGUGACAAGAAAACUGCACCAUCCAGCAAAUUACCUAAUAUGCUCCCUCGCUGUUACUGAUUUACUCGUUGCAGUCCUUGUAAUGCCCUUCAGUAUCAUUUAUACUGUAAAGGAGACAUGGGUCAUGGGUCAAGUUGUCUGUAACAUCUGGUUAAGUGUGGACAUUACAUGUUGCACAUGUUCAAUCCUUCAUCUGGCUGCAAUUGCCUUGGACAGAUAUAAGGCCAUAACAAAUGCUGUUGAAUAUGCACAGAAAAGGACACCUAAACGAGCUGGAAUAAUGAUCACCAUUGUGUGGGUCAUAUCCAUCUUUAUAUCAUUACCUCCUUUGUUUUGGAGACAUCAAGGAAAUAACAAGGAAGAUGAGUGUCUUAUUAAGCAUGAACAUCUUCUCUACACAAUUUAUUCUACAUUUGGAGCAUUUUAUAUCCCCUUGGCUUUGAUUCUCAUCCUCUACUACAAAAUAUAUCGAGCAGCUAAAACUCUUUAUUACAGAAGGAGUGCAAGCAGACGCCUCAAUGAGGAUGUAAAUGGUAGGAUGUCCAUCAUUGCUGUCAAACCCUCCAGGUCACUUUCUGAGAAGUGCACUUCCGAAAAGUCUGUGUCAGACCAUUCCACGAUUGAAGAGGGGGAGAAUGCCCUUAUCACAGCCAGAAACUCCAACCCUGGUGGCCAACAAGAAAAAAUGCAGAAGAGAUUGAAAAUUUCAGGCACAAGAGAAAGGAAAGCAGCGACCACUUUGGGCUUGAUUCUGGGGGCAUUUGUAAUAUGCUGGCUGCCGUUCUUUUUAAAAGAACUUAUUGUGAAUGUCUGUGAAUCCUGUGAUGUCUCUCCAGAGAUAUCUGACUUCCUGACAUGGUUAGGUUACCUCAAUUCUCUAAUCAAUCCCCUUAUUUAUACAAUCUUCAAUGAAGACUUUAAGAACGCAUUUCAGAAACUAGUACGCUGCAGAUAAUUUCUGUAAAUACAAUGGCCGUAUUCACAAACCAAUUAUCUUUGUAAUUAAAAUAGCUAGACCUUCUGCAGAAGCUUUCUGCUUUGAAAGAAAUUUUAGUAUUCCUAUUCUGGUGGUUUACAGUAGCUUUGGAUUAAAGAUAAUGAGCAAAGCAUUAUCUAGAAAUUCUGUCACAGAUGCUUAAAGCUCAUGGAUAUAAGCAAGAAAUUAAUUGGUACUUUUUUUUCCUUUCCAUAUCUAGUGGAAUUCAGUGAGCGGGUAGAGCUUAGCCUGAAAUAUUGGAGAGGAUCUUUUGUGUAUGUGCAUAAAGUGUGUUUAAAAAAAACAUUAUAUAACUUUCUCUAUUAUUCUUUGUGACAUGAAAUGGGUAUAUUAAGUGUAAUUUAAAAAGAAAAUGG